Messenger RNA from Rhagoletis zephyria (snowberry fruit fly), 8329 nucleotides. RefSeq lists its product as uncharacterized. Gene Ontology annotation, molecular function: protein binding. The record is from RefSeq and is a predicted model, not a curated record. NCBI's taxonomy places the organism in Eukaryota, Metazoa, Arthropoda, Insecta, Diptera, Tephritidae.
UUGAACGGAAUAUGCUUUCAGUUCAAUAAAAAAUAAUAAUAACAAAAAAAAAUUGCGAAAAACCUCAAGCGAGUGUUGGCAUAGCGCAGUCGAAAAGCAAGCGGAAAUGUUGGAGAAAAAGAAAUCAACAUAGCAGAACAUAGAAACGAUUGAAUGAAGAGAAAACUAAAAAUUUAAUAAAAGAAGAUCAACAAGAGUACUAAGAAUGAGCUGAGUGAGCGAUUAACAAACUAUAAGAGACGUCACGAAAGUUACACAGCCACAACAGGAAUCGACAACUGCAGCAGUGUUCCAAGAAGCGGGACCAUUAAUAGCUGAGAAAAAUGCCCGAUAAUCGAAGGAGUUUUCAGUAGCUACCAGAGUAGCUACCAGAGCAUAGCUGGCAGUUGCCAGCAACGGAUUUCAACCGAAUCAAAGCAGCAAACUAAAUCACACGCGCUAUGAAAACGAACAUUGUUGACACCGUCAUAAAUUCAAGUUGAGUUGCCAAAAAUACAAGAAUUGAAAACAAUUUUGCGUCUUAACAAUAAAAUUUCAACAAAAGCUUGACAACAAUAGAAGCAAUCACAACACGUGAAAUCAACCACAACAACGCUAGCGACAUCCAACAGCAACAAAUUCGCUUAAAUUAAAAUGAAGGCAUGUAGCUGCCACAAAAACAACAGCAACAAAUAUAAAACAUGAAUACACUUGCACGCAAAUGGAACAUCAAAACAACACACGUGCAAACCAGACGCAAGAGGACACGCUAGUGUGAUUACUGAAAGAAAGCAAAAGUAAAGUAAAGAAAAUAAAAAUCAACAGCCAAAGGCAGAAGCUAAAAAGAUUUAUGACCAUCAAAUAUUAAAGUUGCCAACGACUUUGCGACACAUUUUUGAAGUCUGCAAAUAACAAAGAAAAAAAAACUUGACAAGUGCAACAACAACAGCAACCAUACAACAUACAUACAUACAUAUUACCGCCAUCAUCAUCAUCAAGGACCCCAACUAAAUAAAUACAGUCGGCGACUGGGUCAGCCUAGUGUGCCAGCGAGCUACUGCUGAGCUUUGCUUGGCAGUGUGUGCAUAGAAUCAUUAAAUAAAUUGCAAAUCACGAGACACUGUACAUACGGUUUGUUCCUGCUUCAACUCUCCGCUUCACGUCUCUUUCCUGCGCGCCUCCCCCAUUCCUGCAUGAGAAUCCACUGCAAUUAUAGUUAAAUCUAGGCGAAAUCUCACGCGCGGCAGUCACUUAUCCAACGCCAGCAGCUGAGAAGUGUGGUGUGGCAGUGGAGGGAGGGAGGGAGGGAGGGAGGGAGGCUAGCAGACAGUAGGUCAGCAAGCAGUGAAAAAAGCAUUGGGCGGCACAGAAGUCACAAAAAAGGAUGGCUGUGGCGAUGCGACCAAAUGGUAAGUCAAAUGGUUUACAUCAUGCAGUUUCGCUAGGCACCAUCGAAGUGGCGUCUAAGUCAGCGGCAGCUUCUAGCCAUUACGAUCGCAGUUACGAUUCCGAAGAUGAGAAUAUGAGUCGACGCCGCUUGCGACACACCUCCUCCACAGAACUGUAUCCACGUCCAUCCGUUUACUCGAAAGGCGAUAUACGCGAACAGUACUGCCUAACCGAUCGUCAGCUGCAUAGCAUCGAGAGGCCGCGUCGCGAUCGCUUCUUUGGCUGUCUCUCGAGGCGUAGCGGUGUGCCGCAAUCCUUUCUGGGUGGCUGUGUUGGGCGAAGGGUGCCAUCAGAUGAGAAUUUAGCUGCGUACGCUCCCUUCUACAAGUAUCCGCGCUAUCAAAGACACUUUCAAAAUAACGACGACAAAUCACCUGACUCCGAUAUGGAUAGUUCCUAUUUUAGACGACAACCAGCUUCAAUAUUGAGCACUGCGAAGACGCUAGACACUGGAAGUGGUGGUGGUGGUGGUGGUGUCGGUGUUGGCGGUGGAAGUAUUGCCAGCGGCAGUAGCGGCAUCGGUGUUGGCCCUGGACCAGGCGUCAGCAUGGGUAUGGGUCCAAGCCAACGUUACUCCUGGAUGGGCAUGCCAACCGGCAUGGGAAAUGAGAAUAUCAACUUUACAAAUGAUCAAAGUUCGUAUCACUAUCCCACCCAUAUCGGACUGCCAACAGCCGGCCAGCAGCUACAAAUGGGCGGCGGCGGUGGCACAACACCGAGAGCUAAUUUAGUUAAUGUUUCUGAGUGCGGCUGUUGGUACAUACAAUUUAAUGAAAAAGAUGAACUGCUCUCCUUUACUCACUCUUACUCACUUGUGUUUAUUUCUCACUCUUUCUUUCUUCCUCGCUUAUGCUUCCUAUCUCUCUCUCUUCACCUCUCUGGCCUGCUCCCUUUCCCACUUUAUUCUAACACUUCCCUCAUAUCUCACUCCUUCUCAAAUCUUAUUCUCUCUCUCAAAAACUCGCUUUUUCCUCCCCCUCUCUUUUCCGUUCCUCCCUUUUUCAGAACCAAGCAUGUCAGCUUCGCCCGCUCGCAUACACUCACCUCCUUCGACGAUGUCAAUUUGGGGGGCUUUCGUUCCUCUGGUCGCAUAAAGACCGCUCGCAGCCAAGAGCGUCUUAUUGGCGGCAAGAAACCGAUCAUUGCCACAGGCUCGUUGUACGAGUCUAUACAGCUGCCACCGCAAGUGGGGCAGCCGUCCUUAAUGCAUUCACAACAACAGCAACAGCAGCAACAACAACAACAACAGCAGCAGCAGCAGCAGCAACCCCAUCCGCCGACUAAUUAUAUCACGACUUUACCGCCCACGAUCGCCAUGCAUCCACAUCAGCAGGCUAUCAUGCAUCAGCAUGCGCCACCACACAUCCAUCCAUCGCAUGGGCAUGGGCAUUCUCACCAGCAUCAUCAUGGACCGCCUAUUCAUAUACAUCAAUUUGUACCGGCAGCUUUUGCUGGCGCCGAAUUGGGACCAACGGUGCAAACUGAACAACCGAUUUCCUUGUUAUCCGGCAGGCCAUUGUCGCACAUGGAUGACAUACCGCUGGGUAUAGGUGGUGGUGUUGCUGGAACUGUACUGCCGACCGGUUUGGGUGUGCUUACAUGCACUACGCAGGUGCUGGCGCCGCCUAGUCCGGAGGUGCUGGUGGUGGAGAAGAAAUUUCGCAGUGCCAUGAAGACGCAAGCUACACAAACGGAGGUGCGAAAGGACGCAUUCGCGCAGGUCUUGGCGCUAAGUCCACGCACGAUGCAUAAGGUCAAAGUGGUAUCACAAGGCGCGCAGACGAAUGGUCUGUUGAAUGGCAAGAAACUUACAAAGAGUCUGUCAGAAAUGCCGAACGGACAAGCUUUACAGAGCGCAGAGGAGCGGCAUAUGAGAAACUUCAUCGACCACGGCGUCGUUUAUCGCACGCAGUCAGAGGAGCCGCCAAAGUCACCACUAGAUCUCGACGAUCCGAGCAACAUAAACUACUAUGAACCACCGCCGCCGCUUGAUACAAUGUCUUACUAUAGCCGACGCUCGUCGCAACUGCCCUCCGAGGAGAGCACGCCCUUCUUCCCGAAAGACGCAAUCGCCUUCGACUACGAAAGCAACAGUUUGCCACGGCGCGCUUGCACAUUCCAUCGAGAAAGCAGUUUUAGCUCGAAUAGCCUGCCGCGUCGUGAGACGCUACAUGCGCACGAUAUUUGCAAGCACAUUACCGAGUGUCCAGAGCUGAUGGGCGACAUCAAUGGCAAUGGCAACGGCGGUGCUGGACUGCUUGACUUUUCGAAGCCACAUUUGCUGCCACCGCCCAGCGAGUACUGUAAGAAUGCAGAUGAGCCGCUAACGUCCACCUCCACACUGACCGCAGAGCCUAGCGUCGCCGCCGAACCUACCGAUUUGCAUAGACGCAAGUCAAUGGUGGCCACGCUACUGCCAUUAGAUGCCGACAUCACACCUACGCCCUUCAGACGCGACGACAUACGUCGCCAAUCGAUGCCCAUCUAUGUGAAGCAGGAGAAACUAAUUGACGGUUUUGGGCCGCGCACAUCCUUUCGCUCCAAGGUUAAACCAAAAACAGUGAUAGCCGGUGGUGAUAUCUUCGAUGAGAAAGAGAUAUUUAUAGACUUCAAGCCGCAUGUUGCCAUGCCAAAGUCGAUGGCGCAGCAACAAGUGGCGCCAACUAAAUAUCGGCCUACAUAUAAGCUACCAACACAGCCAUCGGCGCCUUCAAUGGAUGGUGCGCAACAAAAAUCGGUAGAUGAAUGCGAAAAUUGCCGCGCACUGCAGGCUGCCGAUUCGCGUUCCUCUGUAAGUGAAGAUGACUACGAGGAUGAGGCUGAACGCGAGCAGCAGCCAGCCGUUAUAGAGGCAGAUGAAGGCGAGCAGGAGGAAAGCGAUCAACACGAUCCAUUGUACGAGAAUGUGCCAAGCGUACACAAGCCCACAAGCGUACCCAGUAUAGCGGAACGCCGUGCGAGUAUGCGCAAACGUUCAGUGAGUUUAGACGAGCAAAAUGUGGCGCAACAGAAAGCGGUUGAUGUGUCGGCGCCACCCAGUCCCUGCCGCGAGGAGCUAUUAUUUGCGAAUGCGUCCACUUAUCCUUCCUCGGACUCGCUGGCAAACGAUGUUACGCGCGAUCACUCGGAUGGAAUUUGGAAUGAGUCGCAAGUGACUGUUUUGACAGCCGAACAGAAGGAGGGCUCCGAGACCUCGUAUACCUCGAAUAUGCUGCUAACACCAACAACGAGGCGGAAAAAUCUGCUGCUGCAACAUCAACAGCGCAGCUCCGUGGACACAGACGCGCUCGAUUUGGAGGAUACGCAAGUCGAUUUGAGUCCCACUUACGGCAUCGCGGUGAGCACACUGCCAACCAUGCCCAAGCCAGUUAAGGGCAUCGCACCCAUCACACAGCAGCCACAGGCAAGUCGCGAGCCCAAGACGACCACACUCACGGUGCCAUCGAAGCUCCCAACACCUUCCAUUGCGGUCACGCCGAGUUUGUCUGUGACCAAGGAAAUUUCACCUAAGAAAUCGCCUGGCACUAGCAAACGCAUCGUACAGGAACUACCACCCUCAGCAGCACGCGAUGGGCGACGCAGCUCUGAUGUGCAGCCGACGCGUGCCAACACAAACGCAGACGUCAAAUUUACAAAUAAUCACACCGAUGUCUCAGAGUGCAGCACAAAUACAGAUGAAUAUGCCACUUGCACCGAUACAUCGAAGCGCACGCCAGUUUCUACACAAAGUUCACAAAUCGACCGCACCCAAGGUUCAUCCUUCGAGAGUGCCUCAUCGCUCUACUCUACACGCGGCGAAAUAACGUCAGAGGAUAUGCUACAGCACGAUGAAAAGCCCACUAAGCCGCACAAGGUCGAACGUGACAUGCAGCUGAAGUCUCCUCUACCCAUGGCUGAGCUGACUAAGCGUUCACCUUCGCAUUCCAUCAGCAGCACUUCCUCGGGCAGCUACAAUGUUGCUGGGCUCGCGACACCUUCACCCUCGGCAAAGGAUGCUGAGAAGCGUCUAGAAUUAGCUGAGAAAUCGCUCAGCAAGUCGCCAGCAACCACAGGUAUUCUGCAACCCUCAUCGAAUGAGCCAACAGCCACCAUAAGUGGCGAGAAGCCACGCAUCAAACCCGAGUCCAUAUCGGAGGAUGAACGCAGUGAAGUGCGCUACUCGUCCUCCGGCUACUACGAGAGUCCGCACGACGACGAACAUGUGAUAAAGUCACGUCGUCAUCGACUCGAUGAGGAGCGCAAGCGCCGCAAGACCACUAUGAAACUGGACAUUGAAAAAGAGAAUUUACGCGCGCUUACCAGCCCAAUCAAGAAACCGGCGGCUGCAGCAGCCGGCGCGCUUACCACACCUACAGCUGGCACAAAGGAUAAGCUGCCGUCCGAAAGGCAAUCCACAACCAGCGGUACACCGCACGCCAUUGUCGACGCGGCAAGUCCGAAUCGCAUUAAACGUUUCCGUCCGAAGAUACGUCGUCAAUUGCGGCGAAGUUCGCGUGAUGAUAGCACGCCAAAACGACAAAAGAAUCUAGUCAAUUUGUACGGCAUACCACCGUCAGCGGGUAGCACCGAAAAGUUGCUAGACUAUAGCGUUAAGCUUAAAAAGGAAGAACACGAGGAGUUGCCAGUUGUCGAGUGUAAGACGAGUAAAAUGAUUACAUCGCCCACAACAACAACGAAAACUACCAAAUCGUCCUCGGAAGUGUGUCAAUUGAAGGCAAAGUCUAUUGAGUCAUUGCGUUCUGUGUCGCCUGGUUCCGAUUCGGUGUUCUACAGCGAGGCAGAUGGUCCAACACAGGAACCGCAUGCGCAUUGUUUGCACUGCGGCAAAGGUACGGAGGGUCAGACGACGGUUAUAAGCGCUUUAGCUGGCGACUCAGUCGAAUCGCUGCCAUUUAUUGAGAACGAACAUGAGCAGGAUAUUGUUAAGCCUCCUUCAGACUUUGCAGACUCUCCGGUCACCGCGAAAACUACGCAGCGGCUCUACAAGAAAAUGGAUAAACGUUUUCGUUCGGAAGAACGCUAUCAUGGCGGCGAACGGGGGCGUCACUACAAGACGCGCCAGGAGAAUAUACGCGCAAAGAGUGAGGAACGCAGUCGUGAAAGCGUGCACUCGCGUAGUCCGCAGAGUUUACGUCCAGCGGGCUCCAGUCCAUGUGUGCUGCCCGACGCCGCGGUUGAGCAGAGCCAGCAAAUCAUCUAUCGCGGUAACUACGAUCCGGCGCGUUAUUCGCGUCUCACCGACGCAGAUGUUUGGACGCAGCUGAAUCAUCAGAGUUUUGAUCGUCAUCGCGAUCGCCGCCCGUCAACUGAGUCCGAGCGCAGUUUUCACUCCAAAUACCAGGUCAUACUUCAUCGUCUGGUCCAACGGCGUUGCACUUUGGAAAUGUAUCACCGCCAGCGGAAUAAUAAUUUUCCCAAAAAACAAGAAAAAUUCAGCACAAUGAUCGAACUAAUCACCUCGAAUUCUGCAACGGAUUCGCUGCGACGCAAACUGGAGGAUGUGCUGAAACUGAUGCUCUUGGUCUGGGCACGCGAGUCGCAUGUGAUUGCCAAGACUUCAGGCGGCAAAAGGGGCGUCGACAAAACAAUUGUGGUCAAGAGUGAAUCCGGUGAAUUUGGCUUCCGCAUACAUGGCUCCAAGCCGGUCGUCGUCGCUGCCAUUGAACCAGAAACACCCGCCGAAAGUUCAGGGCUUGAAGUGGGUGACAUAAUUAUCUCCGUAAAUGGCGUCGAAGUGUUGGACAAACAUCACACCGAAGUGGUGAAGAUAGCGCACGAUGGCUGCGAGAUACUCGAGUUAGAGGUGGCGCGCACCAUUGGCGUACUCAUGCACGAGCAGCAAGAGCCACCAUGCCAGCCGAUCUACAGCGGCUAUUUGUGGCGGCAGAGCGGUCAGGCGAAAGGUGCGCCAAAUACAAAGAAAUGGGUACGUCGUUGGUUCUCGUUGCGACCGGACAAUUGCCUCUACUACUACAAAACGGAGGAGGACUCACAACCCGUUGGCGCUAUGAUUAUGGCCAAGCAUACAGUUGAUCACUGUCCACCGGAGGUCGGCAAGCCGUACGCCUUCAAAAUCGAUUCCGGCGAAGGCAUACCGUUGUAUGUGGCUGCCGAUUCAGAGGAAUUAUCCAGCCGUUGGAUUAAGUUGCUCAAGCAAACGGCCACACAGGGCACACCCUGGCUGGAUAAUUGCGCACACAAUCUCUACCAACCGCCGUGCAGCAUUACACGACCGGACUGCUUUGGUUACCUGCUGAAGUUGGGCUCCCGCUGGUGCGGCUGGUCGAAGCGCUACUGUGUGCUGAAGGAUGCUUGUUUGUAUUUCUAUCAGGAUGCGAAUAGUAAAACGGCAUUUGGUAUGGCUUGCCUGCAUGGCUACAAAGUGUCGUCGAUGUCAACCAAUGCUUCAGGCAAAAAGAAUUCAUUUGAGAUAAUUCCACCAGAAACAAAAUUGCGCCACUACUACUUCUGCACCGAAUCGGAGAUGGAUAAAAAGAGAUGGAUCUCGGCUCUUGAAUAUUCCAUCGAUCGUUGGAUCAAAUCUGGGUAACUAAAAUUGAAAACAAUUGGGAGUAAGCGAAAGCGCAGUUUCAGCUACUAUCUUGAAUAAAAAAAAAAAUACGAAUCAAGCAAGAAACUGGGGUAAGGAAAAGUGCUGUCAGAGCGUCAGAAGGACUAACUUUGCUGCCAAAACAAACAAGAAAAAAAAAAUAUGCCAAAAAAAGAACAAAUGAAAAUAAAAAUAAUUAGGAGAAGGUUUUUUUUGGGAAAAGCUACAUAUGGAAUCAGAAAACAACUAAUCAGAACAAAUAUUUUUAAAAACACGAAAUAAGCCAAUAUUUUGUAAGAGAACCAAAGAGAAAGUUGUGUGAUUGAAACGAAAAAGGGCAAAAUUUCUAAA